Messenger RNA from Myzus persicae (green peach aphid), 2292 nucleotides. RefSeq names its product neurensin-1-like. The transcript has 3 exons. The record is from RefSeq and is a predicted model, not a curated record. Bases 44 to 901 code for a protein of 285 amino acids. Gene Ontology annotation, cellular component: neuronal cell body; transport vesicle; neuron projection. Gene Ontology annotation, biological process: nervous system development. Lineage: Eukaryota; Metazoa; Arthropoda; Insecta; Hemiptera; Aphididae.
CUGUGGCCAUUGGUACAGUGGCCGACCGGUGUUGACCGUUCACAUGACGUCCGAUAACGAUGGUGAUUCCGUGGUGGUGUCAUCGGGCUGCAGUGGUCGCCCAAGUCCAGUGCCCGGCGCCAAGAGGGGUCGUGUGCCCGCCACCACCGCGGCCAAGGGGAUACUGGUGCACAACAACAAGAAAUCGGCCAACACGAAUCGUGUGAGUUUCGUUACGCACUCGUCGACGUCUCCGUCACCGGCUCCUUUGCCGCCGGCCGAGCGGCCAAAGAAAAAACAUAACCAGCCACGGCGAUCGGACGAAGAGGUUGCCGACGCCCGGUUGGCCUACCACGCCAAGACUGGCAGGCGGCUGACGGGUUUCGGCGUCAAGAGUUACUUGCACGAGUUCUAUGACGAUCCCGAUGGACUCGAAUCGUUUCAGGAUGACGACUUCAAAUACUUUGUGGAACCUGAAAUCCGUUGGUAUCACCACUGCAGUGGCGCGUACGCGGUACUCGGGCUGGCCGUCAUGGCCUUGGGAGCAAUAGCAAUGGCCGCCGGUCACCUGAUACCGGCCAAAGACCCGGUGGUCGGCCGGUCCGUCCACAUGGAGGUGAUCGACCGAAGGGCUGUCUCGUUCAACGAUCACUUGGCCUCCUGCCGUUACAUCGGUUCGGUGGUGUUCGCCGUCGGCUUCGUGUUCACCGUCGUCCGGUUUUGGGCGUCCAUGAUAAGGGGCGGCAGUGGCGUCAGUGGCAAUGGCGAAGAUCGGGUGGCUGAGAAACUGCGGCGGGCCGACGAAGAACGACCGUCGCCGAUGUCCAAGGUGCAAACCGUCCGAAUACCCAUCACGGGCACGUUGGAGAAUGUACAGCCCGACCCGGCGGCUAUAAAGCUCCAGUUCGCCGACAACAGUUGAAAGACUAUAUUAUGCAAUUUUAAAACGCAAUAUUAUUGAAUAUGUUAUAUUACCGGUAUAUUAUGCUAUAUCAUAUAUUAUACGCUAUAAUCUGGCUACAACUUAAUUUUCACAAGUGCCAGUCAGUGUUUUUCCAUUCAACAAUGAAUCGUAAUGUAUUGUUCCGUGAAUGGUAUAUUAAGAGGAUGGUACAGGGGCGUCUCCAGCCCCUUCACCCUCCCCCCACCACAACAAAAGGACGCCCCUGAGACGGUACAUGGACAUAAGUUGUUGCAUCCGUAUUACAAGUGCGUAUAACAUAGCAAAUUUAUGAACAGCAGAUCACCGUUAGCUCUGUUAGUUUAAAAAUUACAUUGAAUCGACUUAUUGUGAAACUUGAUGGUAAGAAUUUUAUCUAUGUUUGUAUGUGGGUUUUUUUACGAUGGUUCAAUUUUUAAGUGAUCAUUUUUAAUUUACGCUGUAUUUUAUACGCAACACUUACUAACAAAUUGAACUAUCGUAAAAAACAAAUGUACAAAUAAGUAAUAACACAGAUAAUUUUUUUACCAUCAAGUUUUGUAAUAGGUCGAUUAACUCUAAUUUUUAAACUAACGGAGUUAAACAUGAUCUUCUGAGUGUUCAAAUUUGAUAUGUUACGCACUUGUAAGGCGGGGACAACAAAUGGCUGUGUAGAGUCCUUAAGUAGACACCUACUGUUGUAGUAUAGAUAUUGUCGUUAUUAUUAUUAUUAUUAUUAUUUUGACAAUUAUUAGUAGAGUAUAUAAUAUUUUAUGUACUUAAAAACCUUCUGCUACAUGUACAAAAAAAAACUUGAAAUAUUCAACUUGAUAUGCUCUUAAAACUCGGAAAAUUUGGAAAAAAAGAUAGGAAGAGUAUGUCUAGCAUACAUAUUUGAGAUCAAAGGUUAGUUUUGUAGUAGCAUUUUGCUGAAUUUUCGGCAUGUAUCUCCUCUCUCAAAGUAAGGUACGGUUAUAACAAUUAGCCAUAGGUGCAAAUUCAGUUUUAAAUUUGAGAGGCUGCAAAAAAAUUUUAAGCGAAUCCUAAGAGACUAGUCCUCCCAUCCAUUGUUUAAAUGUUGUUCUUCAAAACCAAACAUAUUUUCAACAUGUAAUUACGAAAUAAUAAUAUAAACAAAACAGAUUUAGAGUCUGCAGUUAUAACAACACUUAUAUAAUGUAUACCGCCUCCGUCUAGUGUCUGGUUUCAUAAGAAAUAUGACCUUAUUAUUGCUACUAGUUACUGCGUAUUUAUAUUUUCAGAAUUUCAGACAUAAUAUAUAUUUUGUAAACAACCAAAAUCGUAACAUAGGCGAUAGGAUUACAAAUAUUGUAGGAACAUUAUGUAUAUUGAUGGUUUGUAAUAAUUAAGACUGAAAAAAUGUAAUGCUGAAA